UGUCUCUACUUCCAGAUCGAAGAUGGCGGUCUCGGUGUUCCCCGGCGUGCGGCUCCUCUCCAUCGGAGACGCGAACGGAGACAUACAGCGGCACUCGGAGCAGCAGCCCCUGCGGUUAGAAGUGAAAACCUCACAAGACGCUGCCCUCAUCAAUCUCUCCAAUGGAGAGGAGGCGAGUGUGUUCAAGUGUUCGGUUUCCAGGGAGACGGAGUGCAGCCGCGUGGGGAAGCAGUCAUUCAUCAUCACACUGGGCUGCAACAGCGUCCUGCUGCAGUUCUCCUCACCUGCAGACUUUCAGUCCUUUUAUAACCUCCUGAAGAAUUGUCGUGGACAUCUUAGUGAGCACUCAGUCUUCAGUGACAGAACAGAGGAGUCCUCUGCUGUACAGUAUUUCCAGUUUUAUGGCUACCUCUCUCAGCAACAGAACAUGAUGCAGGACUAUGUUCGGACAGGGACUUACCAGCGGGCUAUUCUUCAGAACCACACUGACUUUAAGGAUAAGGUGGUGCUGGAUGUGGGUUGUGGCUCGGGGAUUCUCUCUUUCUUUGCAGCCCAGGCUGGAGCCAGGAAGGUCUACGCUGUGGAGGCCAGCACCAUGGCGCAGCAUGCCGAGGUGCUGGUCAACAGCAACCGUCUAGGGGAGCGUGUGGUCGUCAUCCCAGGGAAGGUGGAGGAGGUGACGCUGCCCGAGCAGGUUGACAUUAUCAUCUCAGAGCCGAUGGGCUACAUGCUGUUCAACGAGCGCAUGCUGGAGAGCUACCUGCAUGCCAAGAAGUUCCUCAAACCCAGCGGUAAAAUGUUCCCCACUAUCGGCGACGUCCACUUGGCCCCCUUCACAGAUGAGCAGCUCUACAUGGAGCAGUUCACCAAGGCCAACUUCUGGUACCAGCCCUCCUUCCACGGUGUAGACCUCUCUGCCCUGCGGGGGGCAGCGGUGGACGAGUAUUUCCGCCAGCCAAUUGUGGACACAUUUGAUAUCCGUAUUCUGAUGGCCAAGUCGGUCAAAUACACAGUGAAUUUCCUGGAAGCCAAAGAAGAGGAUCUUUACAGGAUAGAGAUUCCCUUUAAGUUCCACAUGAUGCACUCGGGCCUGGUGCACGGCCUGGCUUUCUGGUUUGACGUGGCAUUUAUGGGAUCAGUGAUGACAGUAUGGCUGUCCACAGCACCCACAGAGCCUCUCACCCACUGGUACCAGGUGCGCUGUCUGCUGCAGUCUCCCCUCUUCACCAAGGCUGGGGACACGCUGUCCGGCACUGCACUGCUGGUGGCCAACAAGAGACAAAGCUACGACAUCAGUGUUGUUGCCCAGGUGGACCAGACAGGAUCAAAGUCCAGCAACCUCCUGGACUUGAAGAACCCCUUUUUCAGGUACACAGGCACCACCCCCAACCCUCCUCCUGGCUCACACUACACCUCCCCAUCCGAGAACAUGUGGAACACAGGGGCGGCCUACAGCAUGAGUCAGGGGAUGGCUGUAUCAGGGAUGCCAGCAGCUUAUGACCUCAGCACAGUCAUCGGCAGCGGCCCGUCAGUGUCUCACAACAACCUCAUCCCCUUGGUGAACACAGGGAUUGUAAACCACACCCACUCCAGGAUGGGCUCCAUCAUGAGCACAGGAAUUGUCCAGGGAGCCACUACGGGCCAGUCAGGCCCCAGCAGCAGCGGUACUUACUAUCCCGUCACCAACCAGUUCACCAUGGGGGGUGCUGCCAUCUCCAUGGCCUCACCGAUGGUCAUCCCCAGCAACACCAUGCAUUACGGCAGUUAAGACGAAGACCUUGCAAAGACCUAUUUGACCUCCCGUGCCCCCGCAUGACAAGAGAUCCCCGACCCCCCCCUCCCUGCCCUCCAGCCCUGACUGAUCCACCAACCGCAGCCAAAACCAGUAUACCAAAACCAGUGCUGUGCUGGCACUUCUUCUCUUCGUUCGUCACCUUCUUUCUACUCUGUUCAGUCCAUCACUAGAUGAACGGUCGAACGCUCUCGUAUCCGUCCAGACUCUUGUCUUGCUGAAAGCUGAAGCCUCCUUUCGCCCCCCCUCCCCUCGGAUUCAUUGAGACUGUACCACGUCUGAGAUGCACAGCAGCUGUCGCCCCACCUCCCUGGCUCCCCACCUCUCCUCCCUCAAACUGUAUCUCGGUCCCUCCGCUCGCCAACCUUUCUCCGUUUUUUUUUUUUUUUUGGUGUCAUGACCCUCAAAGUGUUUGUCCUUUCCUAUGAAUUGCCAGAAACCAGCAUCAGUCCGUUCCCACGAUUCUCCACACCUCCGCAGCAGAGCGACGCUGAAGCUUUUCAGUUGUACAGCAGGACACUAUUAUCAUCAUCAUCAUCAUCAUCAUCAUCAUCAUCAGUGCUCAUCCCCGGGCUGCCACCUUGGCUUUUCAUAUCAGAUCCAACCUUCAAGGCUCCUCCGCACUUCUCUCAAGAGACUGACUCACGCCAGACAAAACAGUUCCUUCACAUCACUAAAAAAACAAACAAAGAAAAACAUAUUUUCCCUGCGUUAUCUUCGUCAGUUUACUCAUGCAGGUUGGUUUUAGGAAGAGGCAGAUAUAUCACAAACUGAAACCAUCUACAUGACUUGGCACCCCAAGGAAAAUGUGCUUUUUUUUUUCCCACUUCCACGGACCUGUAAGUUCUACUCUUUAGCCAAUAAGUGGUUUCUGCUUGGACGCAUCGGUGUUGCUGUAUUCCUCUGAAGUUCACAUAAAGUUUUGGGAGAACAACGCGCCGGUCACCUUCCAUGUUGGGCAAAGAAAUAAAUAGGCACUAUGUCUCUGUUGUAGGUUCCAGUCCUGUUGGUUAAUGUCUCAGCAUACACUACAUUGACUGCCAGUGUCGAAGCUAGCUGCUCCUUCAUGCUAGCACGUUAGCGCACUUUACCGUAGUUAGAGCGUUGCGUAUAGGAGAAGUUAAUCUGUCGUUUUAAAGCUGCGUGAAUUUAUAUUCCUGACCACUUGUGGCCAGGAAAACCAUCUGUGAACCCAACAGUACAGUUACUAAAAAAAUUAAGCCGCGCUAUGUUCACAUGGUAGCUGCUAGCGUUGUCUGUUUUGUUUUGUGUUUUUUGCUAAGUGUGUAGUAUACCGUGGGUUUAUUAGAGUAAUUUUACUAGAACUGUUUUGAUGCCAGUGAACCAAAACAAGCACAUUCGUGGGCCAGUAAACCAGAACAGUGAGCUAAAGAUGCUAAAAAAGUUCCACGUCCUAGCAUCUUUUAGCAACAUCCAAAUUAGCUCAAGUUAUAAACAAGUUGCACAACCAGGGUGAAAGGCUGAAAUUUCUGCCCGGCCUCCAGUUUUAGCCCCGAGUUCAAACAUUGAAAUGAAUAAUAAUAAAAGAGAAUUUUAAUCCGACUUGAGUUUGAUGGCAAAUAAACAUGUUUCCUGUGACGCUGGACAGUUUAAAGCUGCUGCAGGUCCUAAAUCUCUUACUUUGUAGGCAGAGUUAAGGCCUCAGAAAUCUUCAAAGUCUGUUGCGCGAUACAUCGAAGGAUCCCGUUUGGAGGAAAGCGUUUGUAGCCGUUAAACUCCUUCCUGAUCUGCCUGCAAGAACUCUGGGUUUUUGUCGUCAGUUUUUUGUUGCACAACACUUAAAAAGCGUUUUACUCGUUGCACUUGUACUUAAAAGGUGAUUAGAAGUUUUGUUCGUAAAAAUUAAAGGGAGUUUUAGAGCGAAACCUUACACGUUUACACGACGUGCGCAUUUCUGUCGAGUCAAAGCAUUUGUCUGACUUUGUGAAAGUUACGCAAAUUGUCAGACUCGGCUGCUGUUCGACGAUCCGGAGGCCUUUAGGAAGAAACGGGCCGAACCGUUAGGAGACUCGUGGAUGAUUUAAACGAUGCUCUCAACAUGGAAGGUGACCAAAAGGACAGACUGGUAAAAACUUGAACACUUCAGUUAACGUGAAACAUGAAACGCACCUUCUGCUGCACCCCGGUUUCUUCCCCCCCUGCCCCGAUAGCCGUUUUUUUCUUUUGAAGCUGAGAGGACACUGCAGCAGCUCCUCUCCAUCCACUCAUUUGUUGAGCCAGAUUGCUCCGGCACAGUUGGAAGGAGGCAGAUUCGAAACCAGUAAGGACCAAUGACCCAGGAGGCAGCCAGCUGGUUGCCGGAAAGAGAAAAAGCUGUGCUGGAUUGGCAGCGUCCUAGUUUACAUCCUUCCCCUCUGCUUCUCCUCCCAAACCUCCUCUUGAGACUGUGAGACUGUCGCAAAGAGACUUCGAUGUCGAGGCGUGGGAGACGGGGGGAGGGGGCCUGUCCACCCUCCUCCCUCCUCGUCUGUUCACUAUGUAUGACCUCCAACAUAUCAUUGCCUCCCCCCACCCCCUCCAACACACCCCAACGCCCUCGUCCCUUUUUUAUCAGUCAAGGAAAGAAAGAAAGACUGACACAUUUAUGCAUUGCUUCCAGUGUCACAACUAUUGGAAUUUAUGAGUUAGCAAGUUGUAAGAGAGCUGAUGGAAAAAAAACAAAAAAAAAAAACAUGUCUCUUUGUAGGAUUAACCUUUUUUUGUUGUCUUUAUUUUUUUCUUUCACAAAAAAAAAACAAACAAUUAAAAAAAAAAGAGAGAGAGCAAAUUAAAUGUGGCAGAGUUGUUCCAAAAAAACCCAUCCUGGAAUCAAGUGUUGUAGUGCUUUUAAUUUGUUCCCUCUAGUUUGUUAAAUAGACUGUGGACACACCAGAUGUUUACCAUGUGGUAGCUAGCCUUUAGCACAUCAUGUCCCCCCCCUUUUUUUUUUGUUGUUGUCAUGGAAUCAUUGCUGUGUAGUCGAAUAGUGGCAUCCACUUUGAUCAUGGAAAAGUGUAUGAGGAAGACUGUGUGUCAUGUUCUGUCAUUUCUGUGUGUUUACCAACCAGUAAUAACACCUUUCUCACUCGUCUGACACUGAUUCUUCUGCUUCAGACACAGACAGACAGCGUCUCUGUCCUGAAGACUCCGGUGAGCCUUUUCUCGGCACCGAACUUAGGAGUUCUUGCAGCAGUUGCACAUCUUGACGGCGUCGGCCGAUUAGCGCUGCUCCGCUUUAGUUGCUGAUGUCAGAGCAAGCAGCUGUAAACCUUUAAUUACAGGACAAACCUUUAAAUAUACAGGAACAAGUGGACACAACCCCUAAAUAGAUGGUGAUUGAUGAUAUAAUAGUGAUAGAAUUAGAAGUGUAAUAAAGCCAUUUUUUUAAGGCUCGCAUUUAAGGUGCGCGCAAGAUUA
Stegastes partitus (bicolor damselfish) is the source of this 5209-nucleotide messenger RNA. RefSeq names its product coactivator-associated arginine methyltransferase 1 (gene carm1). The record is from RefSeq and is a predicted model, not a curated record. NCBI's taxonomy places the organism in Eukaryota, Metazoa, Chordata, Actinopteri, Pomacentridae. The transcript has 16 exons. Gene Ontology annotation, molecular function: histone H3R2 methyltransferase activity. The coding region runs from base 23 to 1768 and encodes 581 amino acids. Gene Ontology annotation, biological process: chromatin remodeling; peptidyl-arginine methylation, to asymmetrical-dimethyl arginine.